GGCGCCAUGGCGGCGGCGGUGGACGCGGAGCGGCUGCCGCCCGAGUGGCGGCUCUACCUGCUCCCCGCGCGCCUCGCCACCUUCCACGGCUGGCCCUUCACCGAGGGCUGCCUCUGCACGCCGCACAAGAUGGCGGCGGCGGGCUUCGUGCACUGCCCCAGCGAGAACUCGCCCGACCUGGCGCAGUGCUUCUUCUGCUUCAAGGAGCUCGAGGGCUGGGAGCCCGAGGACGACCCCGUGCAGGAGCACGGGAAGCACUCGGCCGGCUGCGCCUUCCUCGCCCUGCAGAAGGAUGUCUCCGAGCUCACCCUGCAGGACUUCCUGAAGCUGGACAAGGAGCGCAUGAAGAACAUGAUCCAAAAGGAAAUUUCCGAGAAGGUGGCCGAGAUUGAAGAAGUCGCCAAGGGUGUCCGUCGGGAAAUCGAGCAUCACGUCCUCUAGGCGCAGCGGCCUCUCGCUGGCCGCGGCCAUCUGUCUUAACUGAUGCCCCAGCGUUGCCCCUUUGAGUCGGUGUUUCUGCCUUGAGAGCGUUUCCCUGCUGGCCCUGCGUUCCCCAUCAGUCACUGGGUUCUGGCAGGGAAGGGUUAAGGCUAGGAACUUUUUUAAAAAGUCCCAGGACGCUUUAUUAUGCCUGUUAUGUGUUCGCUUCUGUUUGUAGC
Nothoprocta perdicaria is the source of this 659-nucleotide messenger RNA. RefSeq names its product baculoviral IAP repeat containing 5 (gene BIRC5). The record is from RefSeq and is a predicted model, not a curated record. The transcript is spliced from 4 exons. Lineage: Eukaryota; Metazoa; Chordata; Aves; Tinamiformes; Tinamidae. The coding region runs from base 7 to 441 and encodes 144 amino acids.